UUCGGUAAAAGACAAUCAGGUUACCGCUUAUUGGAGAAGAGACGCGAUAUCAACUACCCCUUCGCGGGAGAGAGUGGGAAGAUAUGGAUGAUACGAAAAGGGAGAUAUUUGCUUUGGGUUGCGGCAUUUACGAGAUUAUGGCGUGGAAGGCCCCGUUCCCAGACUUGACGGAAGAAGAGGUUCUGGAAAGAUAUAAUAACGAACAGUUCCCCAAGACGGACCAGUUACUAUUGGGCGACGUUAUUCACACAUACUGGGACGAGAAAUACGAGACAGCAGCGGAUGUAGAGAGGGUUUUAAGAGAGAGACUUGUGGAUCUUCAUGUUAUAUCUCAUGGCAAAUGCGACAAGCCAACAUAGUAAGGAGAGGUAGCAAGAGCAGUAUUAACGUUAUC
Messenger RNA from Hyaloscypha bicolor E, 394 nucleotides. RefSeq lists its product as uncharacterized. The transcript is spliced from 2 exons. The record is from RefSeq and is a predicted model, not a curated record. The coding region runs from base 84 to 359 and encodes 91 amino acids. NCBI's taxonomy places the organism in Eukaryota, Fungi, Ascomycota, Leotiomycetes, Helotiales, Hyaloscyphaceae.